UAUUAGUUAAUUCGAUUGAAGAGGAACAACUGCGCAGCGCUGCGUUUCCAGCCGGAUGACUAUAGCAGAGGGGGGCUGUACUACAGUCUGUCUGCCAUGUGGACGCUGCUGCUGCUGGCGCAACACUACCAGCCGCAUACACCGAGAGCAGAGCAGAGAGAGAGGAGGACGGUGAGCAGGAGGGAGGCGGUGCUGCACGGACAACUGCGUCCCAUUCCUAAAGCAAACACCUUUAUAUACACCAACGCAGACUUCUUAUCGCUCUGACAUUCACUUGAUCACAGCUUUUUCAUUCACGACGGAGGGGAGCUGCGCAAGCAUUAGGCUAAAGCCUCCAGGCCUACAAGAAUGGACUCCAUACCUGCGGGGCGAGACUCCAGCUCCUCGCCAAGUUCCAAACAAGAGCUUUCCUACCCGAGCACCAACAACCUGAAGCCCAACCAGGUCGGAGAGACGGUGCUGUACGGAAUACCCAUCGUGUCUUUGGUGAUAGAUGGUCAGGAGAGACUUUGCCUUGCACAGAUAUCUAAUACCCUGUUGAAGAAUUACAGUUAUAACGAGAUACACAACCGGCGUGUGGCUCUGGGGAUCACCUGCGUCCAGUGCACCCCUGUCCAGCUGGAAAUCCUGCGGAGAGCAGGGGCGAUGCCUAUCUCCUCCAGGCGCUGCGGGAUGAUCACUAAGCGAGAGGCCGAGAGACUUUGUAAGUCAUUUCUCGGAGCUCAUGCGCCUCCCAAACUUCCAGAAAAUUUUGCCUUUGAUGUGUCCCACGAGUGUGCCUGGGGGAGUCGAGGCAGCUUCAUCCCUGCCCGAUACAACAGCUCCAGGGCCAAGUGCAUCAAGUGCUCCUAUUGCAAUAUGUAUUUUUCCCCAAAUAAAUUCAUAUUUCACUCGCAUCGCACGCCGGAGUCUAAGUACACGCAGCCAGAUGCAGCAAAUUUUAAUUCUUGGAGGCGGCAUCUCAAAUUAACAGAUAAAAGCAGCCAGACUGAGGUUUUACACGCUUGGGAAGAUGUGAAGGCCAUGUUCAACGGGGGCAGUCGUAAGAGGACGCUGCCAGGCAGUGGGUCGGAUUCCAGCUCUCCCUUAAAAUCACAAGGACCCAACCGUCCCCGAGAGUCGCCCGAAAUACCUGCAAAAAUGCUCAGCUGCGAGGACAACCGGGGCGGCAUGACAAGCGCACGCAACUACCCAGUUAUCCCGGUUCCCAGUAAGAGCUUUGGGAUGCUGCAAAAGAUCCCACCGCCGCUCCCGAAGGAAGACAGUUUGAUGGGAGAGCAGAGCAAAGCGGGCCUCCCAGGUGUCCUGUGGCCUGGUACCAAGGACAGCGCCUAUCACUCCUUCCCUAUGUUCUGGCCCGCGGCGGGCGCGCUGCCCAUGCCCCCGUACCCCCAAACCCAACACAAACCCCCACCAGAGCUGCUGUGUCCACAAAGACACACUGACAUGGACAUAUCUGAGCACAGUGACCGGAGCACCAACACCUCAAAAGACAGCAUGGCUGAAAACGACCGGUGCUCCAGCACGCAGUCCGCGCGUAACGAAGACGAUAAGUCAGGGGAUGAGGCGAGACCGCUGGAGGGGAUGACCCUUGCGCAUCGGAAAAUCAGCUACGUCUCUGCGUUCAGACCUGUUAUUAAAGACGCUGACUGUAUCGCCAAGCUGUACGGAAACAGGGGCACUUAUAACGGGUGUCGCACCGGCUAUUUAUCACCCGAUUUUUUAAGUGAGAGCUCAAGCUACCGUUCAGUGUCCCCCUGUGUAGACAGUGAGGCCGAGCCGGAUGUGGAUGUGGAGACAAAUAAAACACCAGAGGAGGAGGACUCCCGGCCUCUGUCCUCGGUGUGUCCUCGGACUCCCCCAGGGUUGGAACACACGGUUUCACCAAACGAUUCAGAUUCCAAGGGCAUGCAGGAGAGCAGUCUGGUUGAUUCCCCAAAACUGACCCUACAUGUGGCCCAGUCCUCUGAAAGAGAACUGCAGAGCAAGCAGUUAUCCCACAUAUCUGCAUCUUUUACUGAAGUUUACACACCGGAGAGGAGUGAUCUGCAACAAAGGAGCAGUCCGUAUCAGUUCAGACCUGCGCAUUACCAGACUGGAGUACUUACACCAAAUGAUGAGAGUGCGAGUAAAGAAGAGCCGUCUUCCACAGUGGAGGAGAUCGAAACGAAAUCUUUUAAUGAACAAAGCAGUGAGGAAAACCAGCGAGGGCGGGAGGAUGGCGAGGACGCGCCAGCCAGAGUUCUGCCAACACAAAGGGAAAUACAAAGUCUGGCAAAAGAGGAACUACAGAAGCAGCUGUUAGAGCAAGUUGAGCUGAGGAAAAAGCUGGAACGUGAAUUUCAAAACUUGAAAGGUGUACAUUCAGAACAUCAGGAUGUUCAUAUGUAUCUAUAUGACACUAAACUCCAAAGUGGUGCUGUAAAGAUCUUAAUAUGAAACUGUAUCCAUGCCGAGAGGAAGCUUCUGUUUAUUUUGAGUGUGUCCUGUGAAUCUCAGGACAAAACACCACUCACAGUCUGACUGUUUAAGCUCUUUGAGAAUCUCAUAUUAAAAAUGAAGAAAGGAUGCAGAGCUCAGAACUGUUGUACAGUACUCUGUGAAAAAAAAAUUGGAUAUGCCAGUGAUUUCUCAUCAGUACAUUUUCAUUUAAUUGUACAAAAUCUCAGAUCUCCAAAAUGGGAAAAGCAAGGGACUCUGU
Messenger RNA from Monopterus albus (swamp eel), 2701 nucleotides. RefSeq names its product SKI family transcriptional corepressor 1b (gene skor1b). Gene Ontology annotation, molecular function: RNA polymerase II cis-regulatory region sequence-specific DNA binding; DNA-binding transcription factor activity, RNA polymerase II-specific; SMAD binding. The record is from RefSeq and is a predicted model, not a curated record. Gene Ontology annotation, biological process: negative regulation of transcription by RNA polymerase II; negative regulation of BMP signaling pathway. Lineage: Eukaryota; Metazoa; Chordata; Actinopteri; Synbranchiformes; Synbranchidae. Gene Ontology annotation, cellular component: nucleus; cytoplasm; transcription regulator complex.